AUGAUGGAUCUAUUCCGCAGAGGAGAGCUGGGGCUGCUGGGAGGAGGAGAGGGUCUGAGGGAUGACGUGGGCAUUCCCGGCAUCAGCUGGUCAGCCAAUCGGAUGCCAGAGGACAUGUACCCGGCGUCAGGAUUGGCCCUGGCUGCCGCCUAUCAUGAUAAAACCCGGCUUGGCCAGCUGGAGAGGGAGAACAGCAGCAUCAAGAGGAAGCUCAAACACUACGAGGUCAAGUUUCCUAUAAUCAGUGAGUUUGGGGAGGAGAGGUUACUGUGCUGUUCCUGUGAUCCCCUCAUCAACGACACCAGUGUGAUCCAAUCAGAGACCACCAACCUGCAGCAGAGGAUCAACUCUCUCACUCAGGAGCUCCAGAAGAGUAAGGAAAGAGAGGAGAGGUUGGAGGAAGUCAUCCAGGCUUAUGAGAAGAUUCACCUGGAGAAGAGCAACGUCCAGAGGGACCUGGACAAGAUGACCUCUCUGGCAGAGCAGCAUGUGGAGCAGAUAUGCGGUCUGGAGUCGGCUCUCAGACAGAGAGAAACAUCUCUGCAGAAGCUCAGCGUUCAACUCCGCAGCAAAGACGCACACAAGUCUCAUCUGCAGCUGCACGCCAGCCUGGACGUUCCCCGAGAGGGCCGGGGGGGGCAGCUGCAGAGCUCCCGCAGCCUGGACGCUCUGUCCGACCUGAAGCUGCAGCGCCUGGAGGCCGAGCUGGAGGGGGCCCGGCACCGGGAGGAGGGGGCCUGCCACCGGGAGGGGGAGCUGAGGGCCGAGCUCAAGAGGCUGCAGAAGGAGGUCGCAAAGCUGCAGGAAGCACAGAGACAGGCCCAGGAGCCCCCCCCACACUGUGAGCACUGCGACGUAGAGUGGAUAAAGAAGGCCGGGGACGAACAGGUUAACCUAGCAUUAGCCUACACAGAGCUAACGGAGGAGUUGGGUCGUGUUCGCAGUCUGGCUGUGAAACAGAGCGACCUUCUGCGGCACGUCUCACAGGAGCCUGUCAACCGUCCUUCCCCAGCCCCUCAGCAUCUCUCCCCCACCUCCCCCCAGCGCCCCUCACUCUCCCCUGACCGGCUCCACCCCACCCCCUCCCCUCCUCACUCCCCAACCGACGGCCCCGCCUCCUACUCCCAUCAGCCAACCUGCAGCCGUCUACGGGCCAAGUUCCAGGGCCGACGCAGUUAUUCUGAGGUAUCUGACCCCUCAGGCCUCCGCCGGCCCCUGGCUUGGCUGAUGAGGGAUCCGGUAUCAACACUCCCCAAGCCCAGGACCCUCCUGGGGGAGAAGCAGAGCUAUGGACAAAACAAACCCCAGCUUCGUACCUCAUUUGGGGGCCUGGUCAGACCGACGUCGGCUCACGGACCUGGAGGGGAGAGAGGAGGAGAGAGGGGAGGAGAGAGGGGAGAGAGGGGAGGAGGAGGCAGUCUGAGCAGCAGUCCUCAUCACUGUCCUCUGGACCUGGGCUUCCCUCUGGCUGCUGAGGUACAUCACUUCUGUCGCCAUGAUAACCCCCCCGAGCCCACCCCACUGGUGACCCCCCCACAGUCCUCUGAUGAUGAAGAGGACGUUUGUACCUAUCUGUCUCCGGCUGCCAGCCCGCCUCGGACGCUCGGCGCCAUUGGGAUUGGCUCAUUGUCACCGAGGGAACAGCCCCUACACUCCUCAUUCCCAUCUCCUAGGAAACAGCCCCGCCAUCCCUCCUUCUCGUCCCCUGAGGGCCCCUCCACCCUCUCCUGCCAUCUGCCUCCCUACAUGAACACUGAGCAUGCUCAGUCGUGGCCCUCCAUUAACUUAUGGAUGGAGUCAGAGGAGAGUGCUGCUCGGAGCUGUCCCCUGUGUCAGCUGACCUUCCCCACCGGUUACCCUGACGACGCCCUCAUCAAACACAUCGACUCCCACCUGGAGAACAGCAAGAUCUGACUUUAUACCAAGCAUGUCAGACCCCUGGUCACCUGACCCAGGGACAGUUUGAUGAGCCUGCAUGUUUCUCUCCACAGAACUGUCCCAGUGUAGCCCAGGUCUUCUGGUAGACGUCCCUUUGUCCUUCAGUCCAUAUAGUGGAUUCUAACCAGCAACCCUCCAGGUACAGAAGGCUUUCCACCCUCCAGGUUCCAGAGCUCAACAUCAUAGCUGCAGGUUGUGCAUCUUUUCAUUUGUGUUCACAGAGAACACCAACAAACAUCUCUCAGAGUCACCAUGUCAGUCAUUCUGUCCUCAUCAUGGACGUAUAAAGAAAACUGGAUCCAGAGUUGAAGGGUCUCGUUAAUUUCUAUCAAAGUAGCUCAGUGGCGCAUAAAGCCAAAAUGGACUGACUCUCAAGUACAAAAAUACCUAGAUCUUAUCUGGAUCUUAUCUAAGUCUUCCCUAGUCGUUUUAUGGAUCUUCCCUAGACCUUCCCUUGAUCUUCCCUAGACCUUCCCUUGAUCUUCCCUAGACCUUCCCUAGAUCUUCCCUAAACCUUCCCUAAACCUUCCCUUGAUCUUCCCUGGACCUUCCCUAAACCUUCCCUUGAUCUUCCCUGGACCUUCCCUUGAUCUUCCCUGGACCUUCCCUAAACCUUCCCUUGAUCUUCCCUGGACCUUCCCUAAACCUUCCCUUGAUCUUCCCUGGACCUUCCCUAAACCUUCCCUUGAUC
Messenger RNA from Trematomus bernacchii (emerald rockcod), 2629 nucleotides. RefSeq names its product TANK-binding kinase 1-binding protein 1-like. Gene Ontology annotation, cellular component: cytoplasm. Gene Ontology annotation, biological process: canonical NF-kappaB signal transduction. The record is from RefSeq and is a predicted model, not a curated record. NCBI's taxonomy places the organism in Eukaryota, Metazoa, Chordata, Actinopteri, Perciformes, Nototheniidae.